UCACACUGUCCACAUGCCAAACAUCCACCUGUAGAAUCUGGCUUUUUUGGUAGCUGACAAUUCCACACUCCCUCCCUCCCUCCCCCUCUCCCUCUCCCUCUCCCUCCUUCACGACAACACCCUCACGUACCCACACUGCCCUCUCUCCUCCAUCUCCAAACCAUCACUUCAUUAUAUAUAUACCAUCCUCCACUCUAACCUUAAAAAGAAAAUCUGAUAAACAAACACAAAGUCAAAACACCCCUUAACACAACAAAAGAGGAAGUACUUGAAGCAGAAGAUUAAAAUAUAUAUAGAUUACUGUAUCAGCCACAGAGAUAUUCGUUACUGUGUCUCAAGAUCAGCGGAGAAGCCUGAGCUCUGCUUUCUGGACACCAGUGCAUGCCUUUCCUGGCCCGGAAGUGGGACUCGUAAAACUAGAAUUUCUCUGUCAGCAACCUCUGGUAGUUCUUGAUCAGGGGUGUGGAAGAGAAGUUGUCCGGCAAUUACGGGUAUUUUCAUCAAUUAGUAUUCUUCUUGAGCUCCCUAGAAAUGAGUCAGACGCGUUUACAACCGAAUCAUGACCCGGCCAAAAAACUUGGACUGUUCGCUCUCCCUGAAAAAACCUGCGAGGUAAUUUCAUAUCUCACGAGAAUGUCUCUCCUCUUUUGUCUCAUUUCCUCAAUAUCUCUCGUCCUCUACACCACUUUUUUCUCCAGCAACCAAACCCAAUUCUGGCCCCCCUUUCCCCACCCGACCCGAAUCGAAACCCAACUCAGAUCCAGCCAGCCCACAAACAUCUUCCACAUCCUUUUUUGCAUCGGUGGAUCAGCCGCAACGUGGCACGAUCGUAGCCGUUAUAGCUCUACAUGGUGGGUCCCAAAUGUUACGCGAGGGUUUGUUUGGCUUGACCAAGAAACCAACAGUACCCAGACCAAUAAGAACGUGCCAGCUGUCAUGGUGUCAUCUCCAGAGUGGACUCGGUUUAAAUUUUCUAGUUCAAGAUCAGCGGUCAGGAUUGCUAGGGUCAUAAGUGAUAGCGUCAAAUUACGGUUGCCUCGUGUGAGGUGGUUUGUGAUGGGAGAUGAUGACACGGUGUAUUACACUGACAACCUAGUUUCAGUGUUGUCGAGGUACGAUCAUAAUCAAAUGUGGUACAUUGGAGGUAACUCUGAGAGUGUGGAACAAGAUGUGAUGCAUUCAUAUGAUAUGGCUUUUGGUGGGGGUGGAUUUGCUCUUAGUUAUCCAUUGGCUGAGAGAUUGGUCAGCAUGCUGGACGGUUGUCUUGAUAGGUAUUAUUAUUUCUACGGUUCUGAUCAGAGGAUCUGGGCUUGUAUAAGUGAGAUUGGCGUGCCGCUAACAAGAGAACCUGGAUUUCACCAGUUUGAUAUUAGAGGAAGCGUGUAUGGUCUCCUAGCAGCACAUCCUCUAGCCCCUCUUGUAUCGCUCCACCACCUUGACAAUUUGGAGCCAUUGUUUCCCGAUCACAGCCGAAUAGACUCCCUAAAAACCAUAAAUCGGGCAUACCAGGCUGACCCGCCCCGAAUUUUUCAACAAACAUUCUGUCACGACUACAAGCGGAAAUGGUCAAUAUCCAUAGCAUGGGGCUACACAGUUCAGCUGUACACCUUAUUGUUGCCUGCCAAGGACUUGCAAACGCCAGUACGGACGUUCAAGACGUGGCGGAGUUGGAGCGAUGGACCAUUCACAUUCAAUACCCGACCCACGGAGGCUGACCAUUGUAAACAGCCCGUUGUUUUUAUGCUUGAGCAGGCUAAGGAAGUGGGCAUUAAUGGAUCCUUGACUAGUUACACGAGGAUAGUGCAGAAGCCAGGGAAGACUUGUAAUACAGCAAGCUAUGCCCAAGCAAUGUCAGUGCAGAGAAUUCUUGUAUCUUCCUUGAAGGUGGGGCCCGAUUAUUGGAAAAAGGCACCAAGAAGAUACUGCUGCGAGUUAAUGAAUAAAGGGAGCAUAAAGAAGAGCAGUAUGCAGAUUAGGAUUAGGAAAUGCAGGAACUGGGAAACUGUUACUUCUAGGUAGGUCGGCUCUUAAGCAUUCCAGUCAUGUAAAUAUUCCCUUAUAGGGAAUGAGAUGAUAGGAGAACAAGCUGCGGUUUUGACAUUUUCUAAAUUUCUAAUAAGAUAUACAAACCAGCCGUUCUCA
Molecule: messenger RNA, 2142 nt
Organism: Populus trichocarpa (black cottonwood)
Lineage: Eukaryota; Viridiplantae; Streptophyta; Magnoliopsida; Malpighiales; Salicaceae
Exons: 4
Coding region: 532-2019 (495 amino acids)
Molecular function (GO): acetylglucosaminyltransferase activity
Source: RefSeq, a predicted model, not a curated record